Suillus paluster is the source of this 399-nucleotide messenger RNA. RefSeq lists its product as uncharacterized. The transcript has a single exon. NCBI's taxonomy places the organism in Eukaryota, Fungi, Basidiomycota, Agaricomycetes, Boletales, Suillaceae. The annotation marks the transcript as partial. The record is from RefSeq and is a predicted model, not a curated record.
UCCACUAGACAUUGGUUCUCAAAACGUGUCCAUCCUUCAGCUUCCAAAUCUCCCAAUGACUUCGGCCGCUCAGUAUCAGCUGAAAAACUCCCGGUGCAUAUCGAAAAUUCAAAGAACUCUGAUAGUUUCAAAUUCAGUCCCUUUGCGUCUGUCAUGGGCAGAAAGUCCAAAAAGUCGCGUCCAACUUUAGCUAUUCCUGAUUCCCCAGUACCACCGCUCGUUUCCGCCUCUGCAGUCCAUCCCUCUCCUCUCCACUAUACUAAUAGACCUCCUGCCAAAUCUAUUUCAUCAACCGUCCGCUCCGGAGACGAUUCCCUUGGUCCUUGGACCCCAUCUGAUGUCUAUAGAGAUCGGGUUUCAUUUCCUCGCUCGGUUUUGACACUGUCGGACCCUGAUCCU